CAAUUUGGAUAGUUCCAAAAAAAAUGGAUGCCUCUGGUCAACGUAAAUGGCGUGUAGUUAUCGACUACCGUCGUUUAAAUGAUAUUACAAUUGGUGACUCUUACCCGAUUCCCAAUAUUUCCGAAAUUCUAGACCAGUUGGGUAAGUGCAAAUAUUUUAGUACCUUAGAUCUAUCAUCCGGCUUUCAUCAAAUAAAACUAGCUGAAGCCGACGCUCCAAAAACUGCCUUCACCGUUCCUCAAGGACACUUCGAAUUUACUCGAAUGCCGUUCGGGCUUAAAAACGCCCCCUCUACUUUUCAAAGAUUAAUGAACACCGCUUUAUCCGGACUGUCGGGUAUUCAAUGCUUUGUGUAUCUAGACGACAUAGUCAUCUAUUCUUUUGAUCUUGAAACUCACACUAAAGCCCUCACUAACGUUUUCGAUAGACUCCGUCACUUUAACCUUAAACUCCAGCCGGAAAAAUGCGAAUUUUUCCGGAAGGAAGUAUCUUAUCUAGGCCAUAUCAUUACUGACGAGGGUGUAAAACCAAAUCCCGAAAAGACCAAAGCAGUCCAAAAUUUUCCCAGACCCAAAUGCCGAAAUGAUAUUCGAUCUUUUAUGGGAUUAGUUUCGUAUUAUCGCCGUUUCAUCCCAAACCUAUCAAAAAUUGCUAAACCGCUUACAAAUUUACUACGAAAAGACAUCGAAUUUAUCUGGCAAAAUGAACAACAAUUAGCUUUUGAAAAAUUAAAAAAUUGUCUUACCACCGCUCCCAUUUUAGCUUAUCCAGACUUCACUCAACCAUUCAACCUUACAUGCGAUGCCUCAAAUCACGCUAUUUCAGCUAUUUUAUCACAGGGCCCAAUAGGAAAAGACCGUCCCAUUGCUUAUGCAUCGAGAACACUCAACAAAGCCGAAUGCAAUUAUAGUGUCACUGAGAAAGAGUGCUUAGCAAUCAUCUGGGGCACUAAAACGUUUAGGCCAUAUUUGUACGGCAAUAAAUUUAACAUCUUAACCGACCACAGGCCCUUAAAGUGGCUAUUUAAUUGCAAAGACCCCAGCUCUAAAUUAGUCAGAUGGCGGUUAAAACUGGAGGAAUUUGACUACAACAUCGAAUAUAAAAAAGGUAAAAUUAACAGCAACGCCGACGCUUUAUCCCGAUUCCCAGUCCAUCCUCUCAUUGAAAAGUCUAAUCCCGAAAAUAAAUCAAGCCAAAACGAAAUUCCAACUCCUAACGAUGCUGAUCUAAGAUCCUCAAUGGAUGAUAACCCCUCUCUCCCGUUCAGUCCCCUCACUUUAGAAGACUUAAAUAUUGAACUCCCUACUAACUCUGAUGGAGAGAACAGCAACUUACCUCCCAUAGACCUCCUUGACGAUGACGAUCUAUUUUCUAAUAUUCACGACUUAGAAAAUGAAAAUAACUUACCCUCAUUAAAUUUACAACAUCCUAUGCCUUCUUCUUCUAAACCAGCAAUCCAAGAAAAGUCACCUGAUCAAUCACAAUCUACAGACAAAGCGAAUCCCAAAUCCCCACUUAUUCUCAACGAUGACUAUAACGCAUUCCUAAAAGCAUUUUCGAAUAAAGACGAAAUAUUUAACACGAUAAUAAAUGAACAUAACGAAAGCCUUCUCAAAAGCAAUUCCAAGGUUAUCCUAGUCCCAACAUCAAUAGACUUUGACGACUCAAACCCUUAUCUACAAGAUAUCCUUUCUACAGUGGAAGACUCCUCUGACAUACUUAACUCCGAAAGAGAACUUCAUUCGUUUAAGAAAAUAGAAAUUAAAGGAAAAAUAUUUUAUCUUCUUUUUACUAAAGUCUACUAUUUCGAUGACUGCACGUAUCCAGACAUAUUUAAAGCACUUAAGUCCACUAGAGAUGAUAUUGUUUUGACCGGUGAUAUUAAUGAAAUAGCUAUAUCUGAUUUUAAAAACUCAUUUGAGCAACAUUCUUUUGUAAAAAUAUACGGUAUGUUAAUGUACCUAUUCAAUCAUACGAAUAUUACAGUAAAUAUACAUCACAAUACCAUUAUAUAUCCAGUUCCAACCGAGAUCGCAAAAAUCCUGAAAGAAAAUCACGAUAUCCCAAUCGCUGGGCAUUUAGGCUCCAACAGAAUGUACAACAGAAUUAAAGAACGUUACUAUUGGAAAAAUAUGCGUGCAGACAUUGAGAAUUAUGUGAAAAGUUGUAAGCUAUGUCAAUCAAAUAAAGCCUUACGGAAGAUAAAUCAAGCUCCAAUGCAGAUAACAACAACCUCUACACGUCCUUUUGAAAGAAUAAGCCUUGACUUAGUUGGUCCUUUACCUGAGGCUGGGCUAACAAAACUUAAAUUUAUACUAACCCUCCAGGACGAUUUGACAAAAUUUUCUACAGCAUACCCUAUCACUAACGCCACGGCUGAAGAGACCUGCGAAUGUUUAGUUCACUUCAUUUCCCUAUUUGGAAUUCCAAAAACUAUUCUGACCGAUCAAGGAACUAAUUUCACCGCCGAACUGUUUAAGCGCACUUGCGAAUUCCUAAAAAUUAAGCAAAUAUGGUCCUCACCUUAUCACCCGCAGACCCAAGGUGCUCUAGAAAGGAGUCACUCGACCCUAAAAGAAUAUCUUAAAUCUUACGUAAAUGAAAACCAAACUAAUUGGCAUAAAUAUGUAUAUACCGCAAUGUUGACAUAUAACAGCAGUGUCCACACAACUACUAAAUUCACUCCUUACGAACUUCUCUUCGGUCAUAAACCAUUUAUUCCAGAUUCGAUAUUCGAUUCUCGUCCCGACGUUACAUACCCCGAAUAUACAAAAAUGCUACACCAUCGUUUAAAAGUAUCUCGUGAAAAGGCGCUUCAGAACAUUAACGCUUCCAAAGAAAGAUCAAAAACUUAUUAUGAUAAACACUCUCGCCCAAUCCAAUACAAAGUAGGCGAUUACGUUUAUUUAAAAAACCACGUGAGACUACGUAAAGCCCUUUCACCACUUUGGAAAGGUCCUUACAAAAUUGUCAAAAUCCACGGCAACAACACUCUUUCCCUCCUAAUUAACCGACGUCAUGUCAAACAUCAUUAUGAUGAAAUAAAACCUGCACAUGACGUAGAUUAA
Messenger RNA from Melitaea cinxia (Glanville fritillary), 3068 nucleotides. RefSeq lists its product as uncharacterized. The record is from RefSeq and is a predicted model, not a curated record. The coding region runs from base 24 to 3068 and encodes 1014 amino acids. NCBI's taxonomy places the organism in Eukaryota, Metazoa, Arthropoda, Insecta, Lepidoptera, Nymphalidae. The transcript has a single exon. Gene Ontology annotation, biological process: DNA integration. Gene Ontology annotation, molecular function: nucleic acid binding.